Molecule: messenger RNA, 917 nt
Organism: Leptopilina boulardi
Lineage: Eukaryota; Metazoa; Arthropoda; Insecta; Hymenoptera; Figitidae
Exons: 5
Coding region: 101-592 (163 amino acids)
Biological process (GO): retrograde protein transport, ER to cytosol; endoplasmic reticulum unfolded protein response
Cellular component (GO): endoplasmic reticulum membrane; Derlin-1-VIMP complex; Derlin-1 retrotranslocation complex
Source: RefSeq, a predicted model, not a curated record
CUUAAAAAAUCCACAUUACGACGACAAAACGUCAGCAAAUAACAAAAGUUAUUUACAUUUAUUUUUUAAUAGAAAACACAUUAGUAAAAAUUAAUUAAUUAUGGAGUCUAUGGGACAGGAGGUUUCUUCUAAUACAAUUAUAGGAGUUGCAUGGCAAUGGAUAGCUUCAAUUGGUUGGUAUUUAGUUGGAUUAUGUUUCAUUUUAUUAAUGGCAUCGUCUUAUUUGCAAGAAAAAUAUAAUAGUUGGAAAUCAAAGAAAGAUGAGGCAGAAUAUUCGGCAAAAUAUCAUAAAGAUCCGGACAUUGUUUAUCAAAGACUAACCGCAAUAGAGGAUGCUAGAAAUCGUAUGCAGGAAAAGUAUAAUCAAGAUUCUGAAACUUGCAAACAAAAAGCUGAAGAGAAUAAAGAGAGAAAGAGACAAGAAUUACUUAAUUCUUCGGAUGGAAAAAAUAAUGGCUAUAAACUAGGAGGUUCAACUAGUGAUUCUAAAUCAAGAUUAUUAAAACAAGAAUACAAUCCACUAAUGGGUAAUUCCAGUAGAGGUUAUCGGCCUCCAAAACGAAGUUGUUGUGGAAAAGGUGGUUGUGGAUAAUAAAUAAAAAUCUCUUCCCUUUAACUACUAUAAAAUUAUUAAUUUUCUAAAUUAAUUUAAAUAGAACAUUUUAAUUUUAAAUAAUCUAUUUUUAAAUCAAUUUUUAUUGAAUUAGUUUUUUAAUUAUGUAAUAUUAAAAUUGUAUAACAAUUUUAUAUGUACAAGGCGUGUUGAAAAAAAAAAUUUUAUAUUUAAAAUUCAUAGGAAAGGAAAUGAUUAAUUAUUAUUUAAAUAAGUUAAUUUGAUUUAAAUACGCAUAAUUAAAAUAAUAUAACAUAAGAUGAUGAAUAUUAUAAAAAAAAUAAUAAAAUCUGUCUGAAAUUUU